GUAAACGUAGUAAAUAACAAAUAACAAAAAAAAAUAUAGUAAAUACUAAUUAAUGUAUAUUUCUUGUUUAAAAAGGUCAAAAAAAAGAAGAAUGGGUAAUUUUGUUGCAAUUUAAUAAUGAUUUACACUCUUUCAAUCUAACAUUCAAGAAAGAUGUUAUCGACCAAAUGGUAAAAAUGCAAAGUAUUCUGCAGUGAAUUUUUAAUUUAUUGGAAUAUAACGAUAUACGCAAUAAUGUUGACAUCCCAGACAAUUGUUACUAAUUCAACAAUGGACUCCAUCCCGUUGAGUUUUAUUAUUUCCGAUAAUGGACAAACAUUGCUGGCUGUAUCAGAUGUCGGAGAUGGUACGAUUGAAUUGAUGAAUUCGCCAGUUACUUUCGUGAAUGAAACCAACGACAAUUCACAUAGUUCAAAAUCUAAUCGGAAUCUUUCACCAAAUACGUCUGUUUUGCAAGUGUGUGUCGAUGAAUCUGGAUUACGCUCUCAAGAAUCAAUAUUGGUGCCUGCUCACAUGAUUUCCUUUAUUUCAAACGAUUCAACAGAGACAACAAAGGAGGAUCAAUCUCAAAUUGCGUAUCAUAUUUCUCAGUAUCGAACCAUUGAAGUAAGAACGGAAAAGUCUUCUGAAGAUGAAUCUCCAACGGUCCAAACUUCUUUACCAAUACCAACGAAAUCUACCUCUUUAGUGUCAAAGUCUUCCAAUCAUCAAAAAUCUUCUUCACCCUCUAGACGAAAACCUGGCCGACCGAGAAAAUACGAAUGUUUUCUUAAAAAUAUCGAUUUAAAGUGUGAAAUUUGUGGUGAAGAAUUUAAAAAGAAACAUUUAUAUCGUAAACACAUGGAGCAUCAUGCAGAGGAGAAACCACAUCGUUGUCCAAAAUGUCCUGCAUCAUUUAAUGUCCCGACGAAUUUUACUCUUCAUAUGGCAACUCACAACAUUGGCGAGCCCAAAUGUCCCGAGUGUGGAAAGAAAUUCGCCCGAAAAGCGAGUUUAAAGUCUCAUAUGAUGCUGCAUGAGAAGGAGGAAAAUCUCUUUUGCACUGAGUGUGAGGAUGCCUUUUCUACCAAGGCUCAACUGGACGCUCAUCUGAAACUUCACAACGAAAAAUGGACGACCGAAGAUGUCAGAAAGUGCAAACUCUGUCACAAGCAAUUCACACAACCGGCUUUAUACAGACAACAUAUCAGAGAACAUUACAGGUUACAGACAAAACUUGUAAAGCAGACGAAGAGAGGAGCGAGACACAAAACAAUGUACAAAUGCAAAAUUUGCUUCAAAACUUUUCAAAAACCUAGCCAAUUAAUGAGACAUAUUAGGGUUCACACAGGCGAUAAACCAUUUAAGUGUACGACUUGUAGCAGAAAAUUUACUCAAAAGGGUUCACUGCAAAUCCAUAUGAAACAACAUGACGGACUUAAGCCACACGCUUGCCAUUUUUGUAAUGCUAAAUUUAGUCAGAAAGGCAAUCUAAACGCUCACAUCGAACGGGUUCAUAAUCUUCCCGAUAAAGAUUCAAUUUUUCGGUGCACUUAUUGUACAUGUGCUUUUAAAAAACUUGGCAGUUUGAAUGCACACCUGAAAAGAAGACACGCUCUCCCCAUUGAUGAGGAUGAGAAUCCAAAAUGUGAUAGUUCAACGUCAGAUGCUGAUAUGCAGGCAACUGUGGAAAAUGUCAUGUUACAGCUUGCUUCUCUGGAGUCGGAAGUGCAAAAUCAAGCAGAUUCAACUGCGAAAGAUAAUAACGAUAUUUUACAACAGGCGUUGCAGAACAGUGGACUACCAAAAAUGGGUAAAAAGGCGAAAGGAAAAACGAUGAUGGUGACUUUAUUGGAUCGAACCGCCGAUGGAGAUGCGAGAAAAUAUGUGACAAUCAAGCAACGACACGUGGGCGACAUGUUGUGGUUCAUUUGCACUUUCUGCCAAAAGGAAUUUAAAAAACCUUCGGAUCUCAUAAGGCAUUUACGUAUUCAUACACAAGAGAAGCCAUUUAAGUGUUCACAUUGCAGCCGCUCGUUCGCUUUAAAGUCGACAAUGACCGCUCACGAGCGAACACAUUCUGCUCUAAAGAAAUUUCCUUGCGGAGUUUGCGAUAAAGUAUUUCCCACUCGAAGCAGUCUCACAGCACAUACUAGGUUACAUACCAGAUCGUUUGCGUGCAACGUGUGCAGUAAAUGUUUCAGUGGAAGUUCAUUGUUAAAAAAUCACAUGAGAUGUCAUUCAAAACCGAAGACGAAAUUAUCGCCAGAAGCUGAGAGUCUCAUUCCUCAAAUAGUCUUAGAGGAGCCGUUGCUUAUCAGUGAUUCAGGGAAUAAAAUAAGCGUGGCUCAGAUUAAAUCGAAAAAGCAACAAGUUUAUGAAGAUGGCGAUUCAGCAAGGCCUCAUAAAUGUACAAUGUGCACUGCCGCCUUUCGAAAAAUUAGUCAUUUGAAACAACAUCUUCGCAGGCACACUGGAGAGAAACCUUACAAGUGUACCAAAUGUGAUAGGAAAUUUACUUCGAACAGCGUUUUGAAGACGCAUUUGCACACUCACGAGGAUUUGAGACCGCACAGUUGUUCCGUUUGCAAUGCCAAAUUUACAACGCAUUCCAGCAUGAAAAGACACCUCAUUACGCAUAGCAAUAAAAGGCCUUUCAUGUGUCCCUAUUGUCACAAAACUUUUAAAACAUCCGUUAAUUGCAGAAAACACAUGAAAAUACACAAAUCCGAAUUGGCUCAACAGCAAGUUGAACAGCAAAAAAUGCAACCAAAAGUCAUAACAAUUUUGGAUCAAACAAAAAAAAGUGAGAUGAAUAAAGAAAAUAAAUUUUCCGUACCUGAAAGUCUUACUACUUUAGCAGAUUCAAUAACUGUUCCAUUUGAAUCGUCAACUGUUAAUUUAACUGCGAAUUUAUCGAGUCAGUAUGGAAAUAUUAUAGAGGAAAGUAAUCAAAAAUCGACACCGAUUUCUGUCGAACAAACUAUUAAUCAAAAUCUUUUAAAUGAAAAUAGUGAUAAUUUGAGAGUCACUCAAACUUUACAUGCCGAUGAAACGGGUACGAUAACAUUGCCAAAUUAUUCAGGAGAACAGACACUCACAGCCGAAAGUAUACGAGAAAUUGAAGAGACAUUGAAUCAACAACUAUUCGAUAUUGGAAUGAAUCUCGAAAUUGAAAAUUCAAUAUCUAAAGACCUUGCGGAAAAGAAUUCUGUUUCGGGAAAUCAACCUGUUCUCAAUAUUAUUUACGAUACAGAAAAAACAUUGAACUCUGUCCCGAACAAUAUCAAUACUAAUAUAUUUACCCCACAGUUUGAUACAUUUGAUAUGAAUCAAAUUUCUUUACACAGCAAUGAAGUUAUAGAUGUUGCAAUAGAUUCAGAAACGACAAUUGAAAAUAUUUUACCGGAAUCUGUUCGAGAGGAAGUUUUGUCGGUCCCGAUGACAAACGAAUCUAUUGAAAUUAAUCAGUUGAAAUGCUUGAAUAGUAAAAUUAAUUCAAUUCCAUCUCACAUGGGAAUUUUAGCACCAGUGCCAGAUGAUAAAAAAUACUCGAAAGUUAUUGCUAAGGCUGAUACAACUAAUCAGACUGAAAUUCAGUCACCUAUGGAUAAGCAAAAUUCUGGGAAAAAAUCAUUAACGAAUUAUUCACGUUCUAAAUACUAUUUCCCAUGUACAAUAUGUGAUAAACAAUAUAAGAGAGAAUCGGAUUUGAUGCAUCAUGUGGAGGGACACAUGAAUGACGCUGUGAAGAACUCUGUAAUUAAUGGAAGCAAUUCUAUCGAGAUCACGCCAUUAUUGCAGUGUCAUAUGUGCAGUAAAAAUGGUUUCACAGCCAAUGAUUUGAAGGAGCAUUUAAAAACUCAUCAGGGUUCAAAGGAAUUCGAAUGCAUAGAAUGUGCGCAAAAAUUCUGCACAAACGGAGGUUUAAGCAGGCAUUUAAAAAUGCAUGCAGCUAAGCAACAAUACCAGUGUAACGAAUGCCAGAAAGUAUUACCGAAUAAAGUACAAAUGGAUCUUCAUAUGUUGGAUCAUCAACCAUUUUUCCGAUUAGGAAUAGUCGAGGCAGAUAGUUCGGAAAAAGAAACUGUUUCCCUGUUGACCAAUGAAUUUCCACUUGAUAAACCUCCAAUAACUAUAGAUGCAAAAUUGUCCGAGCAGAUUUUACUUGAUUCAUCAGAAAUUAUGGAAAGACUCAAGAAUAUGGAGGAUAAAGAAGAGAAGAAACCAGAAAAAAAUAAAUGUAUAUACUGUCCAAAAACUUUCCGAAAACCCAGUGAUCUCACGAGGCAUCUUCGAACUCACACCGGAGAAAAACCCUACAAAUGUCCAUUUUGCAAUAAAAGUUUCGCAGUUAAAUGCACUCUCGAUUGUCAUAUGAAAAUUCACAAUGGACAGAAAACAUUGAGUUGUCACGUGUGUAACAGUUUCUUCGCUACUAAAGGGAGUUUGAAAGUUCAUAUGAGACUUCACACUGGUUCGAAACCCUUCAAGUGUCCGAUUUGCGACAUGAGAUUCCGAACUUCAGGGCACCGAAAAGUCCACUUAUUGUCCCACGAGAAGGAGCACAAGGAAAAUCAAACACGAAAACGAAAGCAACGAAAAACCGAGGCUAUUGCGAGUGUUGUGGCCGACGUUGAAAAUGCCAUUGAAACAAUAGCGAAUGCAAAAGAUGAUUCCAAUUCUCUGCAAGAGACGGAGGAUCAAUCGUCGAAUAUGGACACAGUGACAAUAGACACAUCCUCCCUGACAAAUCAAAUAAUCUUCAAUCCCGACGGAACUAUUGUAAAUAACAAUUCCGUAUUAUCAGUCAGCGAGAGUAAUCAACUUGUUGCUAAUCUACAUUUUCUCCUCGCCAAUGGUCUUAUUUCCAUUCAACCCGACGGAAUAAUUGCCAUUCAAGAUUCCGUUCUUCCCAGUUUGGCAAAUCUACAAGAAGACAAUCCUCAGGAUGUUACCGAGUCGAACGACUCCGAAAGUAUUAUUAUCACUCAAGAGACGAAUUCUCUAGAUCUCGAUCAAUCGGGUCUGUUGAAUAUGGUCCUGGAAGUUGGAGAAAAUAAUUUCAAUUCUAUUGCGAAUUCUAUUUCCAAUCCAAAUGCUUUGAAUUUUAAUAUUCCGAAUUAUGGUAUCAAUGGCAGUGUCACGAAUUCGGGGAAAAUCGAGAGCAGUGGACGAAGAAGAUCGAGAAAUGGACCAAUGCGAAGGGAGUGUGAAUAUUGUGGGAAGACUUUUAUAAAACGAAAUCAAUUGGAGAGACACAAGCGAAUUCACACGGGCGACAAACCUUUUAAAUGUGAACUUUGUGAUAAAUCAUUUACACAAAAGAACACUCUUCAAAUGCAUCAGAAGCAUCACACCGGUGAUCGACCAUUUCACUGUUCAUAUUGUACAUACACUUUUUCGCAAAAGGGAAAUUUGCAAACGCACAUUAAACGAGCUCAUCAAGUGAAUUUACUCGAGGAGAAGAAACUUUGGAAAGAUCCAACGUCGAAAUUAGUUCAGGAAAGUAUUGUCGACACGAGUCUCGACGACAUUUCUUUCGUUGAUUAUUUAUCUUAAAAACGAUUAUUUAAACUUCUAUAAAUCUUCUUUUCUGAUUUUUCCUACAUGAGUCAAGAAUGAGAAAUUUAAAAUUGAAAUAAAAUUUCAUAUUAAAAUUUGUUUCCCCAAAUCGACUAUCGUUUUUUCAGCUUUGCAAUUUUUCUUUAAAAAAAAGAAAUGUAUAAAUUAAGAUUUAAUUAUUAAUUCUAAUUUAAAAAUGUCUACGUCUGUCGUAUUUGUUACGAUUGAAACUGAAAUACUCUAUCAGCGAUAAAAAAAAAUCGCAGUCAAUGUGUUCUUAAUUCUUAUUAAACUAAUUUAUAAUAAGUUGUUAAAAAUUUAAGAAAUUAAAGACUUCAUUUUCAGAUAAA
Leptopilina heterotoma is the source of this 5894-nucleotide messenger RNA. Its product is annotated as zinc finger protein 236-like. The record is from RefSeq and is a predicted model, not a curated record. Gene Ontology annotation, molecular function: RNA polymerase II transcription regulatory region sequence-specific DNA binding; DNA-binding transcription factor activity, RNA polymerase II-specific. Gene Ontology annotation, cellular component: nucleus. NCBI's taxonomy places the organism in Eukaryota, Metazoa, Arthropoda, Insecta, Hymenoptera, Figitidae. The transcript is spliced from 25 exons. Gene Ontology annotation, biological process: regulation of transcription by RNA polymerase II. The coding region runs from base 235 to 5541 and encodes 1768 amino acids.